AGUUAUCAAGGACAAUGUUAUCAGUUCAACACCGGUACAAGUUAACUUGGAUGGAUGCCGCUGGGGAGUGCGCUAAAACUGGUUCGCACCUUGUUUACAUUGAUUCAAGCAAUGAGGACAGAUUUGUAGUAAACAAUCUCAAACCUUUGGUUGAUGAAAGUAACGGAAGGGACUAUUUGACCUCAGUCUGGACAGGUGGAGCUGAUGACCAAGUGGAAGGGUCCUGGGUAUGGUACGGAAAUGACCAGCCUAUCUUGGAAUAUACAAACUGGUAUCCGGGUCAGCCUGACAGCGGAAGUGGCGAUCAUGAUGAAGAUUGUAUAUGUCUUGUUGGAAACCAUGGUUACCUUUGGCAAGAUCAUAAAUGUACAGAGAAAAUGUAUUGGGUUUGUGAAAUGACGGAUAGUGCAACAGCAGUGGUUGGAUAAAUAAAUUGCAUCGGCUAAAAGAACACAGUCAAGAUUAAACACAUGUAAUCGUCAAUACACUAUUAUUCUUAUUAAAAAAUCACAACACAGUUGUUAGUCUCGGCGUCUUCUU
Mercenaria mercenaria is the source of this 540-nucleotide messenger RNA. RefSeq names its product perlucin-like. The transcript has 5 exons. The record is from RefSeq and is a predicted model, not a curated record. Gene Ontology annotation, molecular function: carbohydrate binding. NCBI's taxonomy places the organism in Eukaryota, Metazoa, Mollusca, Bivalvia, Venerida, Veneridae. The coding region runs from base 15 to 428 and encodes 137 amino acids. Gene Ontology annotation, cellular component: external side of plasma membrane. Gene Ontology annotation, biological process: biological process involved in interspecies interaction between organisms.